AUGUAUAGAAUAUAUCCACAAGGAAUGGCUGCACCUUUAAUGAUUGACUCUUUUGGUACUCGAAAAACUGACGAUAAUUAUUGUUUGAAAGAACACAAUUCAAAACAUAUCAAAUCAAAAGAUGAAAAUAAUUUUUGUUUAAAUUCUGGAUUGUGUUAUAGUGCAAAUAAUGGUCCUCGUUGUGAUUGUUUUUAUUCAGAUUAUGAAGGGAGAAGAUGUGAAAAUAAAAAGCCAAGCACAGAAGUAUCAUUUUUUGGGAAUGAAUGGAUAGGCUAUGAUAAUUUACACAAUGAAGGGAAUAAUAAUGGAAUUAAUGAUGAAGACCUUUUGGCUGUUUUGAGUCAACGAGAAAUUUUUAAUAUCUCUUUUAGAGCCAAUUUAUCUAAAAAUUCUCUUCUUUUUGUUGCUGGGGAUUCUAAGAGUAAUUUUAAAUUAACAAUUGAAAAUGGAGAACUUCUAGCAACUCACCAAUUAGCAGAAACUGACAAACGCCUUAUUCGAGUUCAAGAUCGUAACCAACGACUGCCUUUACGUUUUGAUAAUAAUUUAUGGCACAGUGUUUGUGUUAUUAGAGAAUUGAAUUCUGUAGGUAUAAAUUUUGGGAUUUGUAUAGAAAUGAGAAUUGUUAAAAAGAUUUCGCUGAUCAUGAGAGGACAAAGAGUCCGUUCCUUAAUCUUUCUUAUACUUCAUAAUUGGAAUGAAUAUACCGUAUUUCCUGAAAUAGUAUCCAGGAGUACUAUUGCUCUUUUAUAGUUUUUUCAGAUAUAGGGGUGUCUAUUUUAGAAGGGAGUAUCAUUACAGGGGAGUACUAAUUCAGAGGGGAGUACUAUUAUUCAACACACCUACAAAGGGCAGUAAUAUUACAGGGAUACGGUAUUUAAUUAUUUCAUAUAAAGAUAUUUACUCUCAGGCCAAUCAGGACACUUAAUUAAGUGUUGAUAUUUGAAAAUCUUCGAAUAUCCAGAUCAGGAACCGAUAGAGAAGCAAAAAUUUCGGAUAUACGAACGUUUUUUUAUCCUUCACCCUUAGAUAUUAGAGGCCUUACGGCAAACAUUUCCUCAACUACAAUAUUUAAAUUUCUAAAUCUUA
Molecule: messenger RNA, 1089 nt
Organism: Meloidogyne enterolobii
Lineage: Eukaryota; Metazoa; Nematoda; Chromadorea; Rhabditida; Meloidogynidae
Source: the annotation of a GenBank genome assembly